AUGCCUGCUCCAGGCGAUCAACACAGCGGCAACCUCGCCAACCCGUUCGAGGAGCCGCAGAAACGAAUGACCGAAUAUACUGCUCAACAAAUUGCCACAUUGCAGAGUCGACUGGAGAAGCAGCUGGGGCCUGAGUAUAUAUCCGCGCGAGCUGGUCCAUCCGGUCAAAAGGUCCACUACAUUGCCGCCGAAAAGUGCAUCGCCCUUGCAAACGAGGUUUUCGGCUUCAAUGGCUGGUCCUCGGGGAUUCAGAACAUACAGGUUGAUUUCGUCGACGAGCAUCCACAGACUUUGAAGAUCAGCCUGGGUCUAUCGGUCAUUGUACGUGUGACGCUCAGGGAUGGUACUUUCCAUGAGGAUAUAGGGUAUGGGCAUAUUGAGAACUGCAAAGGAAAGGCAGCCGCUUUCGAAAAAGCAAAGAAGGAGGGAACUACAGAUGCGUUGAAGAGGGCGUUGAGAAACUUUGGCAACGUCCUCGGCAAUUGCAUCUACGACAAGGACUAUCUGGCCAAGGUCACCAAGCUGAAGCCUGGUCCCACCAAGUUCGAUGAAAACAAAUUGCAUCGGCAUUCUGAUUUUGCAAAGAAGGAGGAGAAGGAGAAGGAAGAGUCCCUGAUCAAGAAGGAGAUGGCUGACUCGCUCGACGACCUUUUGGAUGCCGACUUUGACGAAAUGGACUUCGCUAUUAAUGAGGAGGGUCACCCUGACGAAAUUGUGCUGCCACCUGCAAACAAUCCAUCGACAACCGUGCCGAACCAGGCCAUCAAGUCAGCCCAGAAUAUGCAACCUCCUUCCAGGCCCAUGGGCAGGAGUGUCUCAGCUGGCAAUGUGGGCAACAUGCGAGGUCCGCAAACCCCUACUCAGGGGUCAAAUAUGAGGCAGGCUCCUCAAGGAGCAUACCAAAACAGACCAGUACCCCCUAAUCAACCACGAGCGCCUGCGAACAUAGUAGCACCUGCGGCUCCCCAGAACAUUCAACGGGCUAAUAACGGUACGCCCCCACCGAACGCUGGUAGUGCCGCUGCGGCUGGGACGCCCGAGUCUGUGGGCUUCUUCUCUGCUCGCGCCGUCAAAGAUAUCCCUGAGAGCAAGUUGAGCAGCAACAACCCAAACGCCGCUCUUUCCCUUGCACCAGGACAACACGCAUUCAACCCAAAGGCCGAAAGCCCUUCGAUCCGAAAGACCCCUGGGAUUGACCACAGCUCUUCCAAACCUGUUUCUCGGAACGGGCAGCAUGUUCCUCCGGCAGCCAGUCAGUCGGGAGCUGCAGGGGGUGGUGGGAUCUCGAACGCUUCGGGUUUCACCCCACAAAGACCGACCUCGGGACCUCAAGGUGGCAUGGGAAACCCGCAACUCAGCCAAACAAGACGCAUCGGAGCACCCGCUGGCCCGGCUAGCCCCCUCGCCAAUCGCAACUCGUAUCGCGCCCCUACUAUGAUCAAGAGACCAGUACCCCAGGAAGGGGCGACAGGUAGGCCACCGCUAGCUGAGGUAGUGAACAAGACCGGGCCUACAGUGAACAGUGGUAGUGAAAUGGCUGCAGUCGAUGCUGCUAAGCGGCAGAGAACAUCUUAG
Molecule: messenger RNA, 1575 nt
Organism: Verticillium nonalfalfae
Lineage: Eukaryota; Fungi; Ascomycota; Sordariomycetes; Glomerellales; Plectosphaerellaceae
Gene: RAD52
Product: DNA repair protein rad52
Exons: 2
Coding region: 1-1575 (524 amino acids)
Biological process (GO): double-strand break repair via single-strand annealing; mitotic recombination; DNA recombinase assembly
Cellular component (GO): nucleus
Source: RefSeq, a predicted model, not a curated record